Molecule: messenger RNA, 2471 nt
Organism: Amorphotheca resinae ATCC 22711
Lineage: Eukaryota; Fungi; Ascomycota; Leotiomycetes; Helotiales; Amorphothecaceae
Exons: 4
Coding region: 202-2304 (700 amino acids)
Biological process (GO): SRP-dependent cotranslational protein targeting to membrane; post-translational protein targeting to endoplasmic reticulum membrane
Cellular component (GO): Sec62/Sec63 complex
Molecular function (GO): RNA binding; transmembrane protein transporter activity
Source: RefSeq, a predicted model, not a curated record
UGAAGCGUCUCGUGCUUUUAAACUCGAGCAGCCAUUCCCUCUCUGACAUUCCUCUCUGGACACAAUACCUUUCGGGAUUCUUGCCAAAAUACAAAGGUGCAUCUAUCAUAAUCCAACAUUCUUUUCAGAUCCCAUCUUGCGUGCGAGAAAUACUAGGGGCGCUGGUCUUCAAGACCAAAGAGGCCGAUCCUCGAGAUCAAGAUGAGUGGAACGGAAUACUCAUACGAUGAACAGGGACAAUUCUUCCCGUUCUUCGUUCUCACCGUCGUGGGGAUCGUCACCGUUCCUUUGACAUACUCUGUCCUGAAGCCCAGUACAGACCUUGGUGCCACUGCGCCUAGGAUAACCACAGACUUCCGACCAGAACAUGCAGAUCUGAUCGAUGGCCAAAGAAAAGCGCAGAAGAGGAAGGAGCGGAGGGUGAAGCGCGCCAUCACUGUAAUUGUCGGGUGGGCGAUAAUGGCUUUCAUGGCCUAUCUGAUUGUGGUCACUGCGCGAACAGUACCCAAGAUUUGGAAUCCAUAUGAUAUCUUGGGCAUAUCAAGUUCCGCCACAGAGAAACAAAUCAAGUCGCACUAUAAGCGUAUGUCACUCAAAUACCAUCCGGAUAAGAUCAGACCAGACCCGUCGAAGAAUGAGACGAUCGAAAUGCUCAAUGACCACUUUGUCGAGAUUACAAAGGCAUACAAAGCGCUCACCGACGAGGAGGUCCGAAAUAAUUAUAUCCAGUAUGGCCAUCCUGAUGGCAAACAGAGCUUCAGCAUUGGUAUUGCUCUACCCAAAAUCAUGGUCUCUGAUGGUAAUGGGAAAUACGUGAUUCUGGUAUAUUCAAUCAUGCUCGGAGUCCUGUUACCCUAUCUAGUCGGUACUUGGUGGUACGGAACGCAACGAAUGUCCAAGGAGGGGGUCCUGAUGGAGAGUGCCAAUAGCCUCUUCCGCGAGUACGAGGACAGCAUUACGGAAGGAGGGAUCAUCAGCGCUCUGAGCACUGGUGCUGAAUUUCAACACAUCUUGAAAGGCGAGAAGGCCGAAUCGGGUCUGGGAAAAUUAGAAUCGAGAAUCCUCGCGGAGGGUGUUGCGACUCCCUUCGCUGGUGGAUUAUCUGUCAAGGACCGGACAAAGCUAGAAGACUUGGAUGGUGGUGUUCGACGAAAGGCCCUUGGACUUCUCUGGGCAUACCUUGGCCGCGUUGAACUCGACGAUCCUGCCCUCAACCAGGCAAAGAUCCAGGUUGCGCCAAUCGCUCAUGCUCUCAAUUCUUCAUUUACCGCUAUUUCUCUGGCAUUCGGAACAACUGCGCCCAUUCUCGCUUCGUACCUCACGUCCCAGAACUUACUGCAAGCUAUACCUCCAGGAGGCUCUCCCCUUCUCCAGCUCCCAUAUUUCACUCCAGCUAUUGCCAAGGCCGUUGAAGGCGACGCGAAGACGCAUUUAACUUUGCAGCAAUACAUGGGUUUACCAGAGGCGUAUCGACAUAAGCUGUCCGUUGGCGAUGGUCUCCUGACCGAGUCACAAUACCAGACUGCCAUGACUGUGGCCAAAAAGCUACCUCGUCUGCAAGUUGAAAAGGCGUUCUUCAAAGUCACUGGUGAGAAAUUCGUCACGCCUAGCUCGCUGGUAACUCUAGUGGUUAAGGGAAGAUUCAUACCUCCCGGAAGCGCAAACAUACCGCAGGUUAAUGAGAUUGAUCUGGAAGAUGUGGACCCUGAUGAAGAUGACCUCGAUGCUCUCAUGGGCCGGAAAAAGAAGGCAGUCAAGGGCCAGAAAGCUCCCGAAGAAGACAAGCCUGUUCAACCGCCUCUCACCUUCGCUCCUUAUUUUGCCCGCGACUACUCGCCUCGGUGGCAUGUUUUCCUCACCGACAGCAAACAGGGCAAGAUUGCUGUACCGCCUUUCACAUUCACAACAUUCGACAAGCCAAUUUACGAUGAGAGUGGCAAGCCUACUUUCAACAUGCAGACUCUGAAAGCCCAAUUCCAAGCACCUCCCCAGGCGGGUCAUUACACUUUCGCUCUGCAGCUGAUCUGUGAUUCAUAUGUUGGGUUUGAUACCAAGAUGGAAGUUACAUUGGUUAUCGAAGAAGCGAGCAAGGCGGCUGAAAUCGAGGCUGAGGAUGACAUCAGCGAGCCUGAUGAAGAUUCCCUAGCAGGUGCAAUGAAUGCUCUUAAAACCGGUGGGGCUCCCCCGCCAAAGAAGAAGAAGAAGCCAGUUGAAGAAGAAGAAGAGUCAAGUGAGGAGGAAAGCAACACAGAAGAGGAGGCCGAUGAUACCAGUGAGACAGAUACCGAUACCGAUGAAGAAUAAUUCAAAUUUUACGUUUUCUUUUAUGACGGUUUUGCAUCUUUGCGUCUUUGGAUUCCCUUUUUUCUGGUGGUAACUGUCGUGGUUUGUAAAAUAAGGGGCAUGGGACGGCGUCAGAUACAUAACACAUUGUAUGGGGGAUCUGUUCAGUUGCAAAGUCUGCAUGCAUU